AUGUGCCACCGAUAUGACCGCUUCGGAGAUAGUUACGUGGACGCCACCGACGAGGAGACGCUGCGACGGUGCUUCAUGAAAGUGGACCAGCCAUUACACUUGCUGACGGCCAGUAGGAGCACGAACAUGUGCCACCGAUAUGACCGCUUCGGAGAUAGUUACGUGGACGCCACCGACGAGGAGACGCUGCGCCGGUGCUUCAUGAAAGUGGACGAGGAGCCCGAGGUCCACCUGACCCGCACGGAGAUGCUGCAACUGGACCGCGUCCUCUUCGGCGACCAGCACCCCUUCUCCUUCCUCCGCAACUGCGCCCUCCACUUCCCCACCCCCACCACCAACACCAUCGUCGCCCGAAUGUACGGAGCCAGCAUCGUAGAACCCCACAACGCUACUUUAACACAUGUAGUUCUGCCGCGGGGUUCAGAUAAGACAGAUGUUACGCGCGCGGAGAGAAUCGGACGAGGGUUGGUGGUAUCCGAGGAUUGGUUGGACGCCUGUGUGGAGGAGCGGGAGUAUGUCAAUGAAAAACCGUUCUUGUUUAACAGUAUAGACUUGUAUGUGCCUUAGCUUAUAGAAUACAGUAUG
Molecule: messenger RNA, 585 nt
Organism: Cydia splendana
Lineage: Eukaryota; Metazoa; Arthropoda; Insecta; Lepidoptera; Tortricidae
Product: DNA ligase 4-like
Exons: 3
Coding region: 1-567 (188 amino acids)
Molecular function (GO): DNA ligase (ATP) activity
Source: RefSeq, a predicted model, not a curated record